GUUCGUCAGAAUACGAUCUAGCUACCCUCUAAGAAAGUACUUACUAAGAAUUUCAUAUUUGGCUAUACCAGUCAGAGAGGCAGUUGUUCUUCAGACGUGCGCCGUCCGACUUCCCUCGUCGCUGUAAACUUGUUGUGGUAGUUUAUGUACCGAAGAGAAGGACACAAAGCGUUUGUUGGAAGAAGAAGAGAAAGAAGAAGCUUCAAGACAGGUGGGCGAUUUGUCUUCAGUCUUUGUCGACCACUGUCCUAUAAAGUAGAGCACCUGUCGACUCAGCCAGGUGGACAGGUGAUCCUUGCCACCUGCAAAAGUUACUGACUCGGUAAAAAAAACUAAGCUCUGACUUACUGGCGAGAGACAGGCGGGAGACCCGAUCCUUCUGAGUUGUAAAAACACGGCGCUGGACCAGAGAGAAAACACAGACACGAAGUCAGGAGAAGAGAAGUGUUAUCUUUCCCGGUCAGUGAGAGAUGGAGAGCAACCCGAUCCCUCCCGCCUACUCCUCGGCACCGCCGUACCUGUUCUACCCGCCGCCGGGGCACCCCAGCUCCCGCGUGCAGCAGAGGACGCCGAAGUGCGCCCGCUGUCGCAACCACGGCGUCCUGUCGUGGCUGAAGGGGCACAAGAGAUACUGUCGCUUUAAGGACUGUAUGUGUGAGAAAUGUAUCCUCAUAGCGGAGAGACAGAGAGUCAUGGCGGCGCAGGUCGCGCUGAGACGGCAGCAGGCUCAGGAGCAGAGCAUCCUGCAGCAGUUCGGCUUCGCCCCGCCGGUUUUCCCGACCGGACCGAACAAGCCGAACCACCCGCCGCUACCCACGACUUCUACCGGGGCGGAGGAGAGACCCUCGCCGCCAGCCGGCGGUCCCGGGCCGGAGGGCGGCGGGAAUGAUGCCGAGAAGGGCGACGGCGAACGGCCGGUCACGCGACACGAGAACGACGCAGGCGCGAGGGACGGAGAACCCCGUGUGUUGUCUCCGCCUCUGAAGACCCCGUCCCCAUCUCUCCAUGGCAACGGCACCAGCCCCACCCAGCAACAAGAUGGCGACCAUCCGGGACCUUGCGGUGCAGACGACAGUCCAAGCGGCGAGGACGGCGGCGCCUCCGACGGCAAGGCGGACACGGAGUGCCCGGACACCGGCGUGCACAUCGAGAGCGACCCGCCGAAGGACGCUUCCCUCUCCCCGAAAAUAGCCGAAAAGCCGCCUGAUGGGCCCCGCCGAUUUCCGCCGACAGAUUUCCCCCGAUUCUUCUCUCCUGAACAUUUCCUAAGUCCCGCCGACCGCGCGCUCGCUAACAGCAACCUGCCCCCGAUCUACACCCUGUCCAAACUAUUCCCCUCUCAUAAGACCGAUGUUUUACACUUGGUUUUAAAAGGCUGUAACGGCGACCUUGUCAGCGCGAUAGAGGUCCUUCUCUCUAGCAAAGGGAACCCGUUAAAUGAGGACAUGUUGAAAAACCCUCUCGUUAUUCCGUCCUCUGUCUCCCAGUGUCCGUCUAUCUUUAGAUCGGCCCAGCCCAGCGACACAGACUCGAACGGGUCGGCUUUCCGAGUCCCCCGACCAACCCACGACCACUGCGGCCUGUUCAUGCCGGCUCACCCCUCCAAACUCCCCCACCAUCACGCCCCCAAACCCCCCAUCCCCAACCUCCCCCCUUUCCUCCUCAACCCCUUCAUGGCGGCGAAUCGACUGAGCACUACCGGCACGCCGUCGCUAGGGGGCGGUAUUGACAUCAACCUGUUGGACACCCUGGCCGCCCACAACAGCCGCCCUCUGUCGUGUCAGCGGGCCGCUCUGGACAUCCAGAACAACAGCGUGUUCAGCCCCGCCCGCCUGAACGUCGGCAUCCCCCUCCCCCCGGCCAAGUUAUCAUCGCGAGUGGCCGACUCCAGCCAGCCGCUACCUAUCCCCAGGAAAGACGACUUCUCGUCGACUCUCGGCCACCUUCGGCAGACGUCGGAGCCGCCGAACCCGUCCAUCUCGCUGUCCGACGACUUUCCGGAGAAACAUCGUCAUCACCAAGACCCGAUGACGACCAGAUCCGACAGCCUGCAGGACUCCCGACGAGAGGUAGGGGCGCUGCUGCUCCAGCCCGCACGGGUAGGACUAGACGACACCAGAUAA
Molecule: messenger RNA, 2123 nt
Organism: Branchiostoma belcheri (Belcher's lancelet)
Lineage: Eukaryota; Metazoa; Chordata; Leptocardii; Amphioxiformes; Branchiostomatidae
Product: doublesex and mab-3 related transcription factor 3, truncated-like
Exons: 2
Coding region: 471-2123 (550 amino acids)
Biological process (GO): regulation of transcription by RNA polymerase II; sex differentiation
Cellular component (GO): nucleus
Molecular function (GO): DNA-binding transcription factor activity, RNA polymerase II-specific; RNA polymerase II cis-regulatory region sequence-specific DNA binding; protein binding
Source: RefSeq, a predicted model, not a curated record